GAAGUUGAAAUUUCAAGAUAUAAUAGAUAUGAAAGACAAAUUGCAAAUUUUUAUAAUAGAAAACAAGUUGUUUUACUAUCAAAUGAUAAUGUUCUAGCAAAAAAUAUUGAAAACCUUAAUCAAACAUUAAUAGAAACUAAUAAAGAUAAAAACACUUUAAUCAACUUACAAAAAUGUAGAUAUAAUACUUUAUUGUACAAUGUUAUUGAAAAUGAAAUGAAAGAAGAUAAUAAUAAACAAUUAUUUGAAGAUGAUAAAAAAUAUAAUCUAUUGAUCCAAACUUUAAAAAAACCUUUUCUGGAUUCACUACCUGCUGAAAUUUAUAAAGAUAAUGAAUAUGAUCAAUAUUUUAUUAAUAAAUCAAAUAAACAAUUUCAUUCAAUAUGUGAAAUUGAAAAUGUAGAUAAAUUUGUUAAUAACAUAAUCAAGAAAAAUUAUCUUUACAAAACAAUAAAAGAAAUAUUUGAUCAAGAAAAUGAUGUAAUAACUUUUAGUAAAAUAGUUGAACCAAAUGAUAAUGAAUGA
Molecule: messenger RNA, 525 nt
Organism: Cetraspora pellucida
Lineage: Eukaryota; Fungi; Glomeromycota; Glomeromycetes; Diversisporales; Gigasporaceae
Source: the annotation of a GenBank genome assembly